Molecule: messenger RNA, 3080 nt
Organism: Aricia agestis (brown argus)
Lineage: Eukaryota; Metazoa; Arthropoda; Insecta; Lepidoptera; Lycaenidae
Product: monocarboxylate transporter 9-like
Exons: 6
Coding region: 380-2713 (777 amino acids)
Biological process (GO): monocarboxylic acid transport; transmembrane transport
Molecular function (GO): monocarboxylic acid transmembrane transporter activity
Source: RefSeq, a predicted model, not a curated record
UACACUAUCGAUCGCAACUCGCAGCCAAUCCUUUAGAAUAUCGUAGGCUGUAUCGCGAUAUAGUAGUGUCGUUCUACACAGGCCUGUUUUCGUAAUUUUUACUACGAUUUGUAACUGGUGCUGAUGCAUCAUAGUGAAUAUUCAGUUCUGUGACGCAGCAGAGCGUCACAAUAAUAACGUACGUCGUAUGGGUCACGUCAAAACUGAGUCGAGUCUGAUAAUAAAAUUCUUGAUGGUAGGAGACCAGAACAAACCGAUCACGCUCAAACUCAACAGCGUGGCGAGAGAAUCCAGUCGAUAUUCGGCCCGCGACCCAAGAUUAAGAAGUUAAGAACUACCUCGAACUAACACUGCCAGUAUUAAUUUAAUUAAUAUUAUAAUGGAGCCAGAAUCUCCUAGAAUAUUAAGAAAUAGAGCGUGUGAGGAAAGAAAGAAGCCAGAUGCAGCCCCCACAGUUCUUGAAUCUCUUCUGUCAGACACCACUUCUGGUAUCGUAAAAGGUGAAGACGAUACGACAAGUGUUGGUACUACGUUUUCUAGUCCCGAAAUAGAAGUACCUAGUAAUGAUAAUAUCGUAGUCGGUGAAUAUAAAAAGGCUGAAGAGGAAGAUGAUUUCGAUGGUAUUAAACAUGCUUUAAGAUUUAUGCCAAUUAUAAAUAAGUCUUCAGAGAAAAUAAAUGUAAAAAAUGUUGAAUCUGAAACAUUACUAGCCAAACCUGAAACUAAAAAAGUAACUAUUCCAGAUGGCGGUUGGGGUUGGGUGGUGGUCUUGUCAUCUUUUAUACUAUCCAUGAUAGCUGAUGGCAUAAGUUUUUCAUUUGGAUUACUUUACAUAGAAUUUUUGGAUGAAUUCAAAGCCAGUAAAUCAACAACAGCUUGGAUUGGUAGCUUAUUCAUUGCUGUGCCACUUCUGUCUGGUCCCGUUAUGAGUGCUUUGGUAGACAGAUAUGGAUGUCGUAGUAUGACGAUUUUGGGUGGCUUGAUAUCAACCCUUGGCUUUGUAUUGGCCUCUGUGUCGAAUACUUUAGAGACGAUGAUGAUUACGUUCGGAGUAAUAGCAGGUUUAGGACUUGGACUUGUGUAUGUUACUGCAGUGGUCUCUAUAGCUUACUGGUUUGAGAAGAAGAGAAAUCUAGCAGUUGGAUUAGGCGCAUGUGGCACAGGAGUAGGUACGUUUGUUUAUGCACCAAUGACACAAUAUUUUAUAGACGAGUAUGGAUGGAGGGGUACCAUUCUACUCUUAGCUGGCACCUUACUGAAUAUUUGUGUAUGUGGAUGCGUAAUGAGGGAUCCGGAAUGGUGGAUUCUUGAACAAAAGAGACAAAGAGAUCUUAAUGAUAAAUCAAAUGUUAAAUCAAGAAGUUCAAGUAUAGUUUCAUUAGAAAAUCCAUACGUAUUCGAUUAUGAUUCUCCUACACGUGGUAAAAGUAUGAAACGUUUGAUAUUAAAGGGGUUGUCACCAGAAAAAGUAAUAAGAGAUGAAGUAGCUAGUAUACGCCGUCACGAAAACUUGUUGCUGAUGAGCAAAAAUUAUAAGAAGCAAAGAUCAAGAUCAUUGAUUGAUAUUUACGUGCCUUUGGUUUCCAAUAAUCAGGUCAUCGUAAACAUUCCUUGCAGUCCAGAAGAAAUGAAAGCAACUGAGAAAAUGAAAACACUACAACUGCCAAUAGUCAACGAUGAGCUGCGAAACAUUAAUGCAGAUUGUCCGAAAAUAUCCAUUACUAGAACACAAUCUGACUAUUGUGGACACAGAGACAUAAGUAAUGAGCCUUUGCCAGCUCCAACCUUUAAACCAAGAAGACUUAGAAAAUCAAUGUCGGAAUCUAAAGAUGUCCCUCUUAUUAAGCAGGACAGUAAGGAAAAUAAAAGGGAUUGGUUGAAAAAACAACUUUCCGUCAAUCAUCAUUAUUUGAGAGAUUUGAAGAUGCCACUAAACUCCAUAAGCCAUAGAAAUGCAAUGUUAAACAUAAAGAAGUACAAGCUUAAAGCCUCUUCCUGUCCGGAUAUAUUCAAAAAUUCAAUGAUCACUUUCGAUGAAGAGGAAGAGAAAUGGUACGAUGACUUCGUCGAUUGCCUUGGCGACAUGUUUAACGUCUCUCUACUCAAGAAAGCCACAUUCGAUCUCCUCUGUUUGGGCACUAUCAUUAUAUUCAUCUGGUUUAUUGUGCCAUACUUCUACUUGGCUGAGCACAUGGUCCAUCAGGGAUAUACGGAAGACGACGGUGCUGUGAUGCUAAGUUUGAUCGGCAUCACUAAUACGAUUGGAAUGGUAACCUUAGGUUGGAUAGGAGAUUUCCCGAAGGUCUCAAUAGGAACACUAUAUUCAGUAUGUCUGAUACUAUGUGGGGCAUCCGUAGCUGCUAUUCCACCGGCAGCGUCAAAUUACUGGAUUCUGGCAUCGAUUUCUGCUGCAUUUGGGCUACUUUUUGCCGCGUCAUUCACUUUUACUCCAAGUUUACUAGUGAAACUUGUGUCUCUGGAUGACUUUACCGCGGCUUAUGGUUUGGUACUUUUGGCUCAAGGAAUAGGACACUUGAUUGGGCCACCAUUGUCAGGUUUAAUCUACGACUUGACUUUAUCAUGGGAACUGUCUUUUUACUUAGCUGGUGGUUGGAUUAUGAUUGCUGGAGUAUUAAUAUUCUUUAUACACCCAAUACAAAUCUACAUGAAACGACGUGAGGCAAGAAGCGAGUCAGAUGACAGCAUAGCAUAAAACAUUUCCUUUUUGUAACGGUCACCUUAGAAGCGAUACAGCAUUGAAAUAUUAUCAUAAAAUUUGCUUAGUGUUUGAUGAAAAUUAAAUUCGAAUACUUAUCUAGAACAAGCGAUACGAAUAGCUAAGCAUAUGACUAAGUAACAUGUUUUGUCAUGGCAUUCAAAAACCACCGGUUUGUUAAGAAAACAAUGGCGUGACUUUAUAAGACGAUAUUACGAUUUACUAUGCAAUUUUUAGAUUCCAAGUCAAUAUUAAUUGUAUUAAAUAACAAUAUGAUAAAACUAAAUAAGAUAUUACUUAAUAUAUUUACCUUGUUAUGCACAUUUUGUAAUAGUAUCUACUAAUUACCUAAAUAAAUAUUAUA